AUGAGGCGUGAUUUUGUAAGAAGAGUCGUUUCUGUCACCUUAUCUCGCAUUGGGUACAACGUAGGAUGUUACCCGCAACUAUAUGUGGCAAUUUCCUUCAUACUUUCAAUUGUGUUUGCGACUGGAGUAUUGAAUAUAUCACCUUCGAAGGACAUAGAAUAUCUUUAUGUACCAUCCGAUGCAAGAAUUAAAACAGACAGAGCAGCAAUCGAAUCAAUAUUUUCCACAAACAAGUCAGAGUGCGAUUACAGAAGAUUAUCUAGAUUCGAAGGAACUGUAGCCAUACAAGUAACAUCAAAAUAUGAAAAUUCCAUGUUAGAAGAAACAAUACUUGAAGAGGUCAUCAAACUUGACAAAAUUAUACGAAAUGUCAGUUUUCUAUGGAAUAACGCAUUCGUUCGUUAUGAAGACAUAUGUUGUAAGCCGGAUGGGAUUACUUGCCACGAAAAUUAUGUUUUAUCUUUUAAAGGAAAGGCAGAUGACAUGAAGAAAGGAAUACACAAUGUCAAAUAUCCAGUUGACAAAAUACGUGGAAACGUAGUAGUCUCCGGUUUUGAACUUGGAGGAGUCACUAUAAAUAAGGAAAAUAUGGUUCGAGAUUUCAAGGCAAUUAGACUGUAUUAUCCACUGGAGAGUGCCACAGAAGAGAAGAAAGAUAUGGCACUGAAAUGGGAAGAAUCGCUUUUAGAGACAUUAACCAAAGUUAAUUUGAAUAAUAUUGAAGUUUAUAAGUUCCUUAGCCAGUCUGUCAAUAACGAAAUUAACCGUAUUGGCGAAAGUAUUUUUUCUAUCAUGGUUAUUUCUGCUCCAAUUAUGCUGAUAUUUGCGGCAGUUUCUUGCUUAUCGACUGAUGUUCUGUGCAGUAAGCCUUGGUUAGGUAUUGCUGGUUGUGUAUCACCUUUCAUAUCCACUGUAGCCGCAUUUGGACUACUGACAUACUGCAAAGUAAAUUACUUUGCAUUGAACGCCAUAAUUCUUUUUCUGAUGCUAGAUGAGGAACCAAUAGGGUUUAUUGUUCGAUUUUACAAUGAAUGGUGUAUUGGCAUGAGUGUAUGCUCCAGUUCUUUCUAA
Centruroides sculpturatus (bark scorpion) is the source of this 1071-nucleotide messenger RNA. Its product is annotated as patched domain-containing protein 1-like. Gene Ontology annotation, cellular component: cytoplasmic vesicle membrane; plasma membrane. Gene Ontology annotation, biological process: endocytosis; molting cycle, collagen and cuticulin-based cuticle. The record is from RefSeq and is a predicted model, not a curated record. Bases 1 to 1071 code for a protein of 356 amino acids. Lineage: Eukaryota; Metazoa; Arthropoda; Arachnida; Scorpiones; Buthidae. The transcript is spliced from 3 exons.